AUGAGUGCAAGUAGAACCAAAGUUACUGCAAUUAUCAACAACGUCGUCAGCGUUAAACAAACACAAGAAGUCGUAGAAGUUUUCCAAAAAUCUAAGUUUUCAGCUUAUGUUGACGAGACUACUGAUAACACCAACGACAAAUGGAUGACAUUGAUGACUCGCUAUGUUGAUCCAGAUUCUUUGAUGAUAAGGACUAAGUUAAUACAAUUAAUUCACGUUGAUGCCACCGACUGUUGUGCUACGAUACUUCUUGAGGAAUUUACAAAUGGUUUGGAACAAAAUAAAAUUCCCCUGGAUAAUUUAAUUGGACUUGCUUGUGAUAAUGCACCAGUGAUGGUUGGUAUAAAUAAUUCAUUCCAGAAGCAUUUAACCAAACGUCUUCCACAUCUUUUGACAAUACCAUGUAUAUGUCAUUCUUUAGCGCUAAUCGCUAGAGACGCUUGCAAAGCUGCGAUUCCAGCUGAAAUCGAUGAAAUCAUCUCAGGAAUUCCGAACUCCGUCAAUGGUAGUCCUAAACGUUUAGCUGAAUUUGCUGUUUUUCAGGAGGGUUUUAAUCAAAAAUCUAAACUUUUGCGAUUUGCUCCGACAAGGUGGUUGUCUCGUCAAAUCGCUAUUUCUAGGAUUUUGGAUAAUUGGGACGCGAUGCUUUCUUAUUUGACCGAACAAUCUCUUAUGAAUAAUGUUGCAGUUGCAACAAAAUUGCUUAAUAUCAUGAAUAAUCCCGUGACAAAAGCAUAUCUGCUUUUUUUAAAAUUUGCACUUGACUCUUUGGAAAAUAUGAAUGCACAGUUUCAAUCCAGUGAAACAUUAGUCCAUAAAUUACAACCUUCUUCAAAGAAAUUGUUCGAAGAAGUACUUCAAAGGUUUAUGAAACCAGAUUUAUUGGAUCCUACAAUCUUUAAGGCUAUAAACAUUGACUUAAAAUCCAUUGAGAACCACCGUGAUGAAUCUGAAGUUGAUGUUGGAACCGAUUGCGAAGAUUAUUUAAGGAGCCAAUUAGAAUUAGAAAUUCCUGAAUCAGUCAUUAAUGAAGUUCGCUCCCAAUGUAAAAAAUUUUUUCGUCUUCAUCUGUUACUGUACAGUUUCCAACUUUGCGGGUUUUAUUGA
This is a messenger RNA of Microplitis demolitor, 1107 nucleotides long. RefSeq lists its product as uncharacterized. Lineage: Eukaryota; Metazoa; Arthropoda; Insecta; Hymenoptera; Braconidae. The transcript has a single exon. The coding region runs from base 1 to 1107 and encodes 368 amino acids. The record is from RefSeq and is a predicted model, not a curated record.